GGGCCGCUUUGGAGGGAGCGCCUUCUGACAGAAAAAAAGCGCCCACACGGUCGCAGGCAGCAAGCAGAGCUCACGGGGCUGGCUUUGGCGUUUGCCCCCGCCGUCCACUCGCCCGCUGGCACUUUUUUGUCGAAGAGGAAGCACGAGGGAGAGGAGCGGAAGGGCGCCUUGGUGCGCCGCGCGCUCCGUCGAAGCACCGCUUGGCUUUGUUCACUUCCAACGGAAAGGCGGAAAAGACCUUAAAAACACAAACAAACACUAUGAGGGGAAGGGAGGCGAAAACUUUCCUCAGGUGCACGUGGGAGCGAUAAGGCAAGACCUGGACGGCUUCUCUCCCACGCAUCCCCAAACCCUUUCCCCAAGCGAGUCAACCGAGCCCUGGGGAGGCAAAGAGGGGGUGUCUUCACUGCGGUGGGUAUUCACACAGCCCCCCUGAUCCCUGUUGCCUCCAUGCCGGGCGAGGAGGAGAGGCAGCUGUUGUUGAUCCAGAGGCGGAGGCGCUGGUGGCACAGGAUGGCCUGCUCCGUGCGAGGAGAGCCCUUGGUGCCCGUGCUACUGGUCUCCUGGACUUCGGCAGCCUUCAUCAUCUCAUACACCAUCGCAGUCCUCGAUGGCCACAUAGAGCCGUUUUUCCCCUAUAUCAGUGAUACAGGAGCAAAGCCUCCAGAAAGUGUUAUCUUUGGAAUUAUGAUUACCAUUUCUGCAGUCCUAGGUGCAAUUACAAUGAUCAUGAAAUAUUUGAUGUUAAAGAAGCAAAAUGAAAUGACACAUUUUAAUUCCUCUUGUUUCAAUUUACUGGCACUAUGUUUUGGAAUCCUGGGUUGUAUUGGAAUGAGUAUCAUUGCUAGCGUUCAGGAGCUGACAUAUCCUGCUGUCCAUGAUGGAGGGGCUCUUGUGGCAUUUGUGUCUGGCACGAUAUACAUUGUACUUCAGACAGCCAUCUCGUAUAAGUUGUACAAGGAAUAUCCACAGUGGUGCACUCCAUGUAUAUGGCACACAAGGCUGGUCCUCUCUGUCAUGACCAUAAUGGCUCUUUUCCCCAUGAUUGCAUGUGCUUCACUAAUUUCCGUCACAAAAAUAGACUGGAAUCCAGGGGAAAAGGAGUAUGUGUAUCAUUUGGUAGGCGCAGUGUGCGAAUGGAUCGUAGCCUUUAGUUUUGAGAUGUUCUUCUUAACUUUUGUCUCAGACUUUCAGAGGAUUACCAUGCAUGUAACAAUGGAAAUACAUUGAAGCCCCUGACAACUUUAUGUUAUGAUUAGUAUUUAGAUAUUGGUGUUCUUAUUUAAAAAAAAACUGCUGUGGAGCGACAAGACCAGUCAGAACUGAUGUGACUGCAGGCUGUGGCAUCAGUGCUGUGAUUUGGAUAAUCACAAUCAAGGAAGAGACUCUCUUAAAAGUCUAUCAACAUUCCUUAAUGUAUUGUAAUCGGGUUCUGUAUCUUUUUUGUGCAAUUCUUCCAUUUUGGCGGGAAAUAAAACUGGAGACGUUUUAACAGUG
This is a messenger RNA of Pogona vitticeps (central bearded dragon), 1497 nucleotides long. The record is from RefSeq and is a predicted model, not a curated record. NCBI's taxonomy places the organism in Eukaryota, Metazoa, Chordata, Lepidosauria, Squamata, Agamidae.